This is a messenger RNA of Populus trichocarpa (black cottonwood), 2392 nucleotides long. Its product is annotated as synaptotagmin-3. The coding region runs from base 584 to 2149 and encodes 521 amino acids. The record is from RefSeq and is a predicted model, not a curated record. Lineage: Eukaryota; Viridiplantae; Streptophyta; Magnoliopsida; Malpighiales; Salicaceae. The transcript has 12 exons. Gene Ontology annotation, molecular function: lipid binding. Gene Ontology annotation, cellular component: endoplasmic reticulum.
AAAGAAAAAAGAAGAAGGAUAGAAAAGUAAUCAAAAGGAAACUCAGGAAAUUGUUGAAUAAACAAUGCUUAGGCACUGAUUCACAAGAGGAGAGAAGGACACGCAGAGUUUAGUUUAGUGUUUGUCUGUCUUAGAUUUUGAAUUUUGAAAGCAAAUCAGAUUAACAAAUAGUUGGCGACAACGUGUCUUUCUUUUGUUGUUUAAUAUCGAAUUGCUUGGCGCUUUUCAUUUACUCUAUCGUUGGCUCUCUCUCGCUUUCUCUUCAUGCAUCCGUUACCUUUCCCAGUAAACACUAUUUUCCCUUUGAUUUUCUCGCCCAAGUGAUCACUCCUUGAUAAGUAUUUAAUGUUGUCUAUGUUGUUGGUUUUUGUCGAGAGAGAGAUAGAGAGAUCAUGGGAUUCUUGAAUGCGUUCUUGGAAUUUCUUGGUUUUGGAAUUGGACUUCCUUUUGGUCUCUUGAUUGGUUUCUUUCUAUUCGUUUAUUCCAAGCCUAAAGAUGUUAAGGCAACACAAGGCCUUUUAGUGUAUGCUCAAAAGGACGCUGGUUGAAGUUGGAGAGGUGUGCUUGGUAAUCUUUGCUUAACAUGCGUGCCAUUUUAAUGUUGGGCUAUCUAAUGCAGGAUCCAGUGGUCAGGCCACUUCAUGAGUUAGACACAGAUGCUUUGCUAGAUAUUCUACCAGAUAUCCCGUUAUGGGUUAAAUGCCCUGAUUAUGAACGAGUAGACUGGUUGAACAAGUUUCUCUUGGAUAUGUGGCCUUACCUUGAUAAGGCAAUUUGUGCAAUGAUAAGAAGUACAACAAAACCUAUGUUUGCGGAGUAUAUUGGGAAGUAUAAGAUAGAAGCAAUUGAGUUUGAGCAUCUAACUCUCGGAACUCUUCCUCCUAUAAUUCAAGGUCUUAAAGUCUACGAAACUAUGGAGAAGGAUUUAGUCAUGGAACCAGCAAUUAGGUGGGCUGGAAAUCCCAACAUCGUUUUGGUGCUACAAUUACUGUCUGUAAGACUUAGAUUUCAGUUAGUUGAUCUGCAAAUAUUUGCAGCGCCACGAGUAGCUUUGAAACCUCUCGUGCCUACCUUUCCAUGUUUUGCAAAUAUUGUGGUGUCCUUGAUGGAGAGGCCUCACGUAGACUUUGGACUGAAAAUACUGGGAGGAGAUGUUAUGUCCAUACCUGGCCUUUAUCGAUUAGUUCAGGAUAUGAUCAAAAAACAAGUAGCGAGCCUCUACCUAUGGCCCCAAACUCUCGAUAUACCUGUCAUUGAUGCCUCAACAAUGGUUAUAAAGAAGCCUGUGGGGAUACUUCAUGUGAAAGUUGUGCGCGCAAAGAAACUUUUGAAGGCUGACAUCCUGGGAACUUCUGAUCCAUAUGUGAAACUUUGCCUGACUGGAGAAAAGCUCCCGGCAAAGAAAACAACAAUCAAGAAGAAGAAUCUGAAUCCUGAAUGGAACGAGAACUUCAAGCUUGUUGUCAAGGAUCCUGAAUCUCAAGCUCUUCAAUUACAAGUGUUUGACUGGGACAAGGUUGGUGGUCAUGACAGAUUAGGAAUGCAGUUUGUUCCCCUGAAAGUGCUUACCCCCCGUGAAACUAAGGAAUUCACUCUUGAUUUGCUUAAGCACACAAAUAUUUCGGACUCUCAGGACAAGAAACAACGAGGGCAAAUUGUGCUGGAGCUGACCUAUGUGCCUUUCAGAGAAGACAGUAUCGAGUUUAGUGGACCUUUGGAUGGAAAUGAUAGAAGGGGAAGUGCAAGUGGUAGGUCUUCUUCAGGUGACGAAUCAUUGAGUGGAGCAGGUUUGCUCUCAGUCAUUGUUCAAGGAGCUGAGGACGUAGAAGGGAAGCAUCACAUUAAUCCGUAUGCUUUAGUCCAUUUCAGAGGAGAAAGGAAGAGAACUAAGAUGAUUAAAAAGACUCGCGAUCCACGCUGGAACGAAGAAUUCCAGUUUACUCUCGAUCAACCUCCCUUGCACGAGUUGAUUCGUAUCGAGGUCAUGAGCAAGCGGACAAGCUUUAGUUUCCGAUCAAAGGAAUCAUUGGGGCAUGUGGAAAUCAAUCUUGAUGAUGUUGUGCACAAUGGACGCAUCAACCAGAAAUACCAUCUAAUUGAUUCGAAGAACGGAGUGAUACAUGUUGAGAUUCGAUGGAGUACAGUUUGAGAGAUUGAAGAGUGUAAGGUGGAUGUGACAUUUUUUUUUUUUUGGAGAAUACACAAUUGAAUCAAAAUUACUGGACAGAGGAGAGAAGUGAAAUAUUUGUAAAUGUAACACAAAAUACAUAAUACAUUUGUUCUGUUUUGAGGGUUCCGAGGGAGGAAAGGCCCAGGAAAAAAAGGCCUUCACUUGUACAUAGAUACUGUAUUGUUUCAAUAUUCUAAAGUGAUAUGCAAAUUUUGAUAGCAA